Molecule: messenger RNA, 1705 nt
Organism: Ixodes scapularis (black-legged tick)
Lineage: Eukaryota; Metazoa; Arthropoda; Arachnida; Ixodida; Ixodidae
Product: probable transcriptional regulatory protein DR_2548
Exons: 1
Coding region: 193-1095 (300 amino acids)
Cellular component (GO): mitochondrion
Source: RefSeq, a predicted model, not a curated record
CGCGAGUUAAAGCAAGUUUUGAUUGCCCGAGUCCAAUGUCAGCUGUUUCCGGUUCCGCCGGCUCGCACAUGCUCUUCUUGCCCUUUCAUUCGUAUUAUCACUGACGAAAAUUCUUUAGCUAAAAAAACUUAGGGCAAAUUCCCAAAAAACACCCGCUCCUUCGUCGUUAACCGGCUAUCGAACUGUUCGGUGAUGUUCCUCAAGACCGCAUCGAAGCUCGCGGCAAGCACCGUGAGAGCGUGCACAACUCCAAGCCGUGCGUACCGUUCAGCGACCUUGCUCCGCCGGGCACCCGUCUGUCCGCACGCAUCGGGACCGCACGGACCUCCACACGCCUUCGAAAGCCGCCGACACGCCGGCCACAGCCACUGGCAGAACGUGCGCCACAUCAAGGCCGCCAAGGACGCGCACAAAAUGUCACAGACGGACAAGUUCGUCCGGCUGAUUCAGGCGGCAGUCAAGGUGGGCGGCAGUCCAGACCCCAAGUUGAACCGAUCGCUUGCCAACGCCAUCGAAAACGCCAAGCGGACCCAGGUGGUUACCAACGCCGCGAUAGAGUUGGCCAUCAAGCGAGCCAGCGGCGCCGAAAAGCCCAAGAACCUCAGAAAGGCUCUGUACGAGAUCAUCAUGGAACACGGAGUGCUUCUGCUCGUCGACGUGGAGACGCCGAACAUCAGCAAGUUCGGAAACGAAAUCAAGAUCAUCUGCAAGAAGCACACUUGCCGGAUUUCGCGGGGCGGUGUCAAGGAACAGUUCCUCGAGAAAGGCUUCGUCAGAGUCUCCGGCCGAGAGGACGGAGCCGCUCUGGACUCGGACGCCGCGCUUGACGUCGCCAUCCAGCACGGCGCCGAAGACGUCUUCGACAUCGACGACGGGGAGAAGACGAUGUGCGAGUUUCUCUGUGACGUGACGGACUACUUCGCCCUCUCCAAGGCGCUCACGACGAACGGAUACGUUGUCGAGGAGUGCGGCAACAAGUUUGUACCCAUGGUGCCCGUCACAAUCUCCGAGGAACACAUGGGCGUCGUCGGUAGGCUCUGCGACGAACUAGAAGAGCAUUCCGACGUUGUGGCGGUGCAUACAAAUAUCGCGUAACGGUGCCAGAUGUCGUCUGUAUUUUCUCAUUCAUCCGAGAAGUCUUCGUCUUGUUGAUCAUCGCUGAUCACUGUUGUAGGUUAUGAAAAGCAGGUCAAGCCCUUCCCAUGAAGCUCUCUGCUCACCAUGAUCUCCUCCUCUCCACUUGCCUCCUUUUCAGCUCUGCUAAAGUGGAGGCUUUCUGGGAGCAGCUUGUCCCGCUUUUGUUAACCUGCAACAACGCUGUUGAGUGGUGGGGACGGUCAGGCCGAGAUAUGACGGGUCUUCUGGUUGCCCUGCUUGCAGUAUCAAGCUGCACGAGGACUGUGGUUACGGGAUGCAAACAGACACGCACCCAAAGCUGUUGGGCUUUUGGUGAAGAUGGGUUAUCAUGAAAAUAGGACCCGUAUGUACUGUGCCUACAACAUUGGUCUGGCUUUCAUCUUCGAGGCAGAAUGACUUUAUAAAGGUUGUUCAGUCCGUGCAUUGCACGUGUGCAAACUUUUUAGCCCGCAGUCUCCGAAAUAAUGUUGAUGUCGACUAGUAGCUUCUCAUUCAGAUUCAAGCUCUUGUCAAUAAAACGGUGUUUAGGUCUUGUCGACAUGCUGUGUUGAAGGCCAAAAAACGAAAA